AUGAGAGUACGGAGGUUAUGUUCUCCACAACUCCUCUUGUUUCUCUCGUUUCUCUUGGCUACUCUAGUUAUAGCAACGCCUGCCUCGGUAAAGAAUCAAUUAGAAAAGGCUGCUGAGACGCCUGACGAAAAAUACAUCGACUUGGGUGCCGCGGAUGAACUUGACAAAGCUAGAAAAACAGACGCCAAAAAACCUAAGAAAACCGUAAAGGACGACUCCAAAGCUGAAGACAGUACAAAAAAGGUUUCUGGUGAAAAAUCUACGAAGAAUACAAAGAAUGCACCAGCAAGACCCAAAGAUGAAGAUACUUCAAAAGAUGCCAAGCCUGGAAAAGUGUCGAAGGAUCUGAAACAGGCUGGCGAAAAAGCCAAGUCUGCACCGAAGAAGGCACCCAAAGCUGCUAAGAAGCCUCAACGGAAUGCUAAGGCUGACGUUGUUGAGUAUGACGAAUCAUCGCUGGGUCAUAAAGGGUUCGAGAUGCCUCCGCUUCUCACCAUGCAAGACUUUGAUAGCGUCACCAGCAAGCAGCUUUCUUUCGUGGAAUUUUUCUCACCGUACUGCCUCCAUUGUAAGCAAUUGGCCCCUACUUGGGAGGCUACCGUUGAAGAAUAUCAAGCCGAAAUGAAAGACCUUAAGAUCCAAAUGCGCCAGGUGAACUGUAUUGAGUCUGGUGACUUGUGUGAGCGUGAAGAUGUGGUUUACUACCCCAACUUGCGUCUUUACACACCAGCAAAGGAUAAGAACGGUAAAUUAAUUCCUGGGAAGCUGAAAUUCGUUGGUUCUUUCCCUCGUUCAAUUAUGAGAACGAAGGAGAAUUUCUUAAAAUACAUGAAGAAUAGCGUGGCGGAGUAUAACGCUGGAGCAAUAGACUUGCCUAGUGUAUCCAAGACAGUAUCGAUGGACGAACUUAUCAAGAUUGUGUCUGGAUCUAUUGACCUGGCUGUGUUUGUUGGCUUCUUUCCAACAACUGACAAGGAAUGGGAUGCGCAUGAAAAGUCCGGCAAAAACCUCUUUCCUCGUGAGUGUGUUCAGUGCUUGGAGUGGAAACAGUUGUGGGAUCGGCUCCUGAACUUGGUUCAAAGUACCGUUAGAACUGCCAACUUUAAUUGCAGGAGCCAUCCGGAUCUCUGUGAACAAAUUGGACUCAAGGAAUUCUCCAAGCGUGGAGCGUCUGCUCGUCCUCAUUUUGCCAUGUUUCUUCCAGAAACCGCAGGCAUUGUUAGGUUUGACUACUCUGGCGAACUCACCAUUGAAGCUAUGAAGAAGUUCUCUACUCGUCUUUUUGAGAACUCUCAGUACGAAAUACUUACGGUUCCCAAACUUGGCGACGUAAUGGAGCUUCGCAGUAACCUUCCUGCCAAACCUUUGGGUCUGUACUACCCGUUGGCCAAUGUUGUCUCAGUGGUUUUCUACUACGAUAAGAACACUGUAACAGAAGAAGACAAAACAAUUUUACCAAAACUACUUCAAUACGUCACGGACUCAAAGUUCAACGUACACCUUUACACUGGAAAAGUUUCCCCUAAGAAACUUUACGAGCAACAAGUGAACGACCAAGGUAAGAACCUUGUACAAUUUAUCAACAAUGUUGUUUCCUCCAGCGAACGUUCAUUUGACGAGCCAAACUUUUUAGCGACAACACUCACCGCCAAGCCAACGAUUCUCAUCUUCAAAGAUAACUCCUUGGUAACCAGCAUAUAUCAAAAUUUGCAACUUGAGGAUAUGAAAGAUUAUGCCAAGGUUGAAGAAUUCGUUGCUCGGAAUCAAUUUCCAUUAUACCAAGAAUUGACACCCGAAUUAGUACCCAGUUACUUCAAUACCACCUAUGAGCGCGUAAAAGGCACUCAAAAAGUUGUUAUUGGGUUUAUCAAUUCUGAGGAUGCCAGUGCUACCGCCAAUUACCUUUAUGCCAUGUCCUUAAUGGCACACGAGUAUCACCAUACCAAGAAGGAAUAUUUUUUCGAGAAAAUGAAACAGGCACACAAGGACGAAUACGACGUUAGUAACCGUUUGAAGCAACGUUCUGCUGACAGUCUUGAAAUGGUCAAGGACAUGAAGCGAGAAAUACCUCGAUACUUUGACGACGAUGAUGUUCUCUUUACAUUCAUCGACCUCGCCGUAAACAAAGACUUUGCCCGCAAGUUGGGAUUAGACAUUAACGGGCGCUCAUAUAGUCCCGGCCAUGCCAUCGUGGUUCAAAGAGAUGGACGCUACUAUUGGGAUCAACUUGUCGGUGGACAACCAAUGAACAUGGACCCAGAAAGCAUGAGUGAGACUUUGAGAUACUUUUUAGACCCUGCAUUGGUCAAGGUUAAGGCUCAAAUGACUACAAAGCUUGUGGGAAGCCCAUAUCCAAAGAUUAUGAGGUUUAUGGACUAUGUUCAUAUGCAUGGCAUAGUAGGAUACUUGGUACUAUUUGCCGUAUUUGGUAUGAUCCACACGUUACGACGGAGAAAGAGAUCAGCAAGAAGAGCCGGAAAUUCUACCUUGGGUGCCAUAAUCGGUGCUAAGGCAGAUUAA
Messenger RNA from Meyerozyma guilliermondii ATCC 6260, 2520 nucleotides. RefSeq names its product protein disulfide isomerase. The record is from RefSeq and is a predicted model, not a curated record. The transcript has a single exon. Gene Ontology annotation, molecular function: protein disulfide isomerase activity. Gene Ontology annotation, cellular component: endoplasmic reticulum. Gene Ontology annotation, biological process: protein folding. Lineage: Eukaryota; Fungi; Ascomycota; Pichiomycetes; Serinales; Debaryomycetaceae. Bases 1 to 2520 code for a protein of 839 amino acids.